CUUUUUUUUUCGCUUUCUUGUUUGAUACCAACAUCCUUUUUUUUUUAUUUCUUUUUUUUCUUCAUCAGCGGAAACGAUGACUCAGCAACAGUAUUCUUUGAAAGUAGCAGAAGCAAAACCUGGUGAAACAGAAACACGUCGCUCAUUUCUAUCUCCCGAUGAAUUGAUUACUGUACCGGCCGAAGGGGUGACAACAUUAUACGAUAUCUUAGUGCAUAGCGCAACCAAGUAUCCGGAAAGACAAGGUUUUGGUUAUCGUCAAUUGAAAAACACGUUUCAAGAAAAGAAGGAACUCACAAAGACAGUAAAUGGCGAACAAGUAAAGGAACUCAAAACAUGGACUCUAUUUGAAUUAUCAGGCUAUCAUUAUUAUACUUAUCAAGAGACUCGGGACAUGGCUAUUAUUCUCGGUGCGGGCUUGAAACAACUCGGUUUAUCAAAAGGGGAUAAAAUUCAAUUCUUCGCGUCUACAAGUGUUGAAUGGAUGCUCUUAGCACAAGGUGCCUUUUCUCAAUCUAUGAUUGUUGCUACUGCUUAUGAUACAUUGGGUGAAGGAGGAUUACAGCAUGCCAUCAAUGAGAGUGAAGCCAAGUUAUGUUUUGUCAAUGGUGAUCAACUCGGCGUUUUGGAUAAUAUUCUGCCUCGAUGUCCUGGCAUUCGGAUCAUAGUAUAUCGUGGAGAAGGGGAUCCUAUUCUUUUGAAAAAGUUGGAACAAUUGGAACAAAUCAACCAUGUGAUUUCAUUUGAAGCUAUCUUGAAAUUGGGCCAAGAACAUCCUACAAGUAUCUGUAAACCAUCAUCAAGUGAUUUGUCUUUAAUCAUGUAUACUUCUGGAUCAACUGGAACCCCAAAGGGUGUGUGUUUGACUCAUAGGAAUGUCGUAGCAGCAGUGGCAGGAACAUCUUGUAUGCUUCAACAUUUGGUAAUACCUGGCGAUACAAUGAUGGCUUAUCUUCCUUUGGCACAUGUACUUGAAUUCCUUGUACAAUCAGUUUGCAUCUUUCUUGGAAUCACACUUGGUUAUGGCUCAAUUCGUACUUUAACUGAUGCAUCUGUCCGCAAUUGCAAAGGUGAUCUUCAAGAAUUCGCUCCCACAUUGAUGACAGGUGUUCCACAAGUAUGGGAAACUAUCCGAAAAACCAUUUUGGCCAAGGUUGCACAAAGAGGAUCAAGAAUUCAAACCAUUUUCAACGGGGCACUCAAUUUAAAGGAAUAUAUUAGUUAUUAUGGUCUUCCAACUGGUAUCUUGAAUCGUGUGGUUUUUGAUAAUGUCAAGAAACAAUUAGGUGGUAAUCUCAGAUAUGGACUCUCUGGUGGUGCUCCUUUGUCCGUUGAAACUCAACGAUUUUUAUCUUUGGCUGUGUGUCCUAUUACUAGUGGUUUUGGCAUAAUGUGCUCUAUUUUAUCACCAGAAUAUCUUACUUAUGGAGAAGUAGGUCCUCCUGUACCUUGUGUUGAAGUGAAAUUAGUCGAUGUACCUGAAGCAGGCUAUUUGUCAACAAAUAAACCGAAACCUCAAGGUGAAGUUUGGAUUCGUGGACCUUCCUUGACCUCUGGCUAUUUCAAGCAAGAAGAAUUGACAAAGGAAACAUUCACUGAAGAUGGAUGGUUGAAAACGGGUGAUAUUGGUGAAUGGAAUGAAACGGGUACUCUUAGUAUUAUUGAUAGGAAAAAGAACUUGGUCAAGCUUAGCAAUGGAGAAUAUAUCGCAUUAGAAAAAUUGGAAUCUAAAUAUAAAACUUCUGUGAUGGUUGAAAAUAUGUGUGUUUAUGCGAAUCCAUUGUACCUGAAACCCGUUGCAUUGGUGGUUCCUGUGGAGUCUCAACUUCGUGCGUUGGCUGAUUCUGAAGGAUGGCAUACUGACAAUUGGGAAAUGUUGUGUGAAUCACAUGCCGCUCGUAAAGCCGUUCUUUCAAUUUUACAAGAUCAAGCAAUAUCAUCUGGUCUGAAAGGUGCUGAAAUCAUUACUGAUGUUUGGAUUUGCAAAGAUUUAUGGACCACUGAAAUGGGUUUACUUACUGCCGCACAAAAGUUGAAACGGGCUGAUAUUCAUAGAACUUAUAAAGAACAACUAGAUCAGAUGAUUCAAUCACAAAGCAGCUAGAUAUCAAUCUUAUUCUAUUUCCUCUCACCAUAUACAUACAUAUCAUUCAUCCCUCCCUCCACACCUUUACGGUCAUUGCCACCAUACAGUCUAUUUUUAUCUUUACAUCAUUUAUGAUAAAUACUUCAUUCAUACACUGUUUAGAUAUUCCUUUUUUUUUUUUUGAUGAACAAAGUAAAAUAAAAAAAUAUCAUAAUAACAUUUUUUUUUUUAAUAAAACACAGAUAAAUCUUGUAAUUUU
This is a messenger RNA of Halteromyces radiatus, 2345 nucleotides long. RefSeq lists its product as uncharacterized. Gene Ontology annotation, biological process: long-chain fatty-acyl-CoA metabolic process; long-chain fatty acid metabolic process. NCBI's taxonomy places the organism in Eukaryota, Fungi, Mucoromycota, Mucoromycetes, Mucorales, Cunninghamellaceae. Gene Ontology annotation, molecular function: long-chain fatty acid-CoA ligase activity. The record is from RefSeq and is a predicted model, not a curated record. The transcript has 9 exons. The coding region runs from base 77 to 2104 and encodes 675 amino acids. Gene Ontology annotation, cellular component: endoplasmic reticulum; plasma membrane; lipid droplet.